GUUUGGUUUUUAGUACAGAGCAAUAUUGCCCUUUUCAAGCCAACAAAGCAGUCAAGUGCAUACAGUGAUUCGAGGUUUUACCCAUCCAGUAACGCAGUGGAUGGAAAUAGGGAUACAGACAUCAGCAAGUGUACACACACUAACGAAGAAAACAAUCCUUGGUGGAGAGUAGACCUGGGGCGAGUAGAGCCUGUAGCUGAAGUGAUUAUACUCAACACAGACUCACACGAAACCAGAUUGGAUGGAGCUGAGAUAAGAGUGGGUAGGUAGUCAUUGUGGGAGAUGCUGUAUUCAGUUGCUUUACCUUGUUGAAAAGUGUUCUUUGUUGAUUUUAAAAUAUUUUAAUUUGAGACUGCACUGCCUUUUAAGAUUUCUAAGAAGAAAAGUAUGUAAAAUCGAUCGCUGUGUUUUGUAAAAGUGUAUCAUGAUCAGUAGCAUUUUCUUCCUACAUAGUUACAUUCAUGUAAAGUCAAAUUCCCACAGAUUCUAUUUGAGUGCUGAGCCAAUAUACACAUCAAUGUAAAGGUUUUGCAAGUGAGAUUGCAGCUCUCCCCUGAUCUUGAAGUGAAUGCCUAGAUUGUUUCUUUGUUACCUUUUCAACUAUUAUAAAAUUAUACAUGAUUAUGUUCAAAUACUGCAGUUUAUGCUACAUAUUGUGUAAUUCCAGAAAAUAUCCAUACCCCCUCCUCCAUGGAGGGCAUUUGGCUUAAGACCCCACCCCCCUGGAAUUUCCAGUGCUUGCCAUACCCCCACCCCUGGAAUUUCCGUAAUUAUUCAACUUGGUUGGGUACCGUGUGGAAAGAAUAUUUGUGUCAAAAAUGUUGUUACACUAAAUUAUUACGCAAAAGAUAAUUUUUUCCUAGAUAAAAUUAACUAAAAUCUUUUCAUUUACGUUAACAUGGUUUCUAAUUAUCUCAAGGAUGUUCUAAUGAGUAACCAUAGAGCCAAUACCUUAGACUACUAACUACACGAAAAAUGUCAUCUACAAAAGAACCCGUUGCAUUCAAACUAAACACCACGUAAAAUUUCAUUACUUUAUUUCAUGUUACAAGAACGCUUAAGGUGAAUCAAAUAUGUGAUAAAGCAACCCCACAGCUAGAUAACCAGAAGUUUAUUCAUACGCCAAUGUCAAUUGUAUUAUAGAAAACUGUCUCGCUAGCCGUGAGAAAAACAUUUAGGCGACCGUACAUGUAGAGGAAAGAUGAUCAAUACAACACUGGUAACAGUAAAAUAACUUAUAGCUCGCUCAACAGAGAAGCUGUUAGUUAUUAAUAACUCACUGAAUCUUACUCACACACGCCCUGGAAAAAACCUCUGAAAGCAGCCCCACACCCCACGAAAAUUGCCUCCUUUUGGAGCCCCCCUCCCCUCGGAAUGUUAUGUUGCCCUCCAUGGGGAGAAGAAAGGGUGUGGAUAUUUUCUGGAACUACACAUUUUCUUUUAUUCACUUUGCAAGGAAAUGAAACAGCAAAUGGAGGAGCAAACAACUAUCGUUGUGCAGAUAACAUACAAAUCCCAGCAUCAAGUUCCAAGACAUAUUUCUGUCGUCCCAAAGCAUAUGGCAGAUAUUUGUACAUCAGAAUACCUGGCAGUGACAAAAUGCUGACUCUCUGCGAGGUUGAAGUUUAUUCAUUAAGUAAGAGUGUUAAUCUUUCCUCCUGUUUAUUUUGUAGGUAUGCAUGAUGCUUGUGUGUGUAUCUUUUUUUCGCCUUUUACUAAACAAGUAAUCUGAAUUAAAAAAUACUUGCCAUGACCAUCUUUUAUUCUGCACUGCAGACACACUAUAUGUAUUUACACCUGUACAUGUACUUUGAACAUUAACAAGUUGAUUCAGAAAUGGAUUCAAUACUUGAUUUUCCGCUGUUUAAGGCUGUGCUCUAAGAAAACUUCUAAGUGGCUCAAUGCUCUAUAGCUGUGAGAUCCAGGGUGCCCAUGCCAGCAUAUGAUUUCUGAGAUUUUCUAGUCGCCCUUUAACACCAGGGUAAAGUGACUACUAUAUGAUUAAAACGCCCGAUCACUGUUGUGGGAAGUCAAAUCUCUUUCUUUUUUCCACGAGCUUGACGUGGCGAGUGUUUCUCCUUUUCUAAAACGAAACGUGUUUUUAUUCUCUUGUCUUAAAGCGUCAGCGUGUCCAAAUAUGGCAAUCCUGACAGGGACUUCAGGCAUCAUCACAAGUCCUUCUUACCCGGGAAAUUAUGGUAAUAAUCAAAAUUGCGGCUGGAUAAUCAUGGCAGGUACAGGAAAUCGCGUCAAGUUGGUCAUUCAAGACAUGGACAUAAAAAGUGGGAGUAACUGUCAGUACGACUAUAUACAAAUUCAAAAUGCUGUCAUAUAUGGUAGUAGUGUGCUUCCUGGGCGUUUAUGUGGUUCACUCACCAGCAAUUCGACUUUUUCUUCUUACAACGAAACCUUGAUUGUACGUUUUGUUACUGAUGGUUCUGAAACAGCCCGUGGAUUUAAAGCAAGAUACACUGUUAUUCCUCAUGGUAAGUAGGAGGAAUUAUGUUUUGCAGUGCUUUGCGCUUUAUCCAGCAUAGCAUGUUGCGCGAUAUCUCGGCACAAUCGCUUGUAAACACUAGAAAUUUCUGUUUGAGCAUAGACGAUUUCUGAAUUUUGUCCUCAAAGAUAGUCGUUUACAUUUGUCUUGAAAGGUUUCCACUUUGCUCAGUUAAGCAUAUUUAAAAUCAGAGGCAUAGCCAGCCAUUUUUUCCAUUUAAGUCCGAUUUGAAGAGGUCCUGAGAAAGCGAGGGAGGAGAGAUUCAUUCAUUCAUUCAGUCGUUUGUUCGUUCGUUCGUCCCUCCCUCCCUCCCUCCAUCCAUCCAUUCAUUCAGAGAGUUGUGAAACUUUGGAACUUGACUGUAAACGGUGCUGGUAUUGGUUCUGCAUGGCGAUAAAAAAAGAAAAGAUUGAGCACUCCUAGUAUUAUGUAUUUGGUUGUUCAUUGAAAAAACGUUAUUGAAUUUUGAAAAGAGUGAAAACAUAAAAAGGCCUAAUUAAAACAAGUGGAUUUCUUGACAUUUCAAGAGCUUUUGCUCCUUGAAGAUCGGGUCAGUAUGGGCUUUGUACCUAGAUUUUCUUACUUAUUGCCUAUGAUGUGUUGAGGACUUAGUAGAAAGCCAAGUUAUCGCCUAAGCCAUAAACAGUUUUCAGAGGGAACAUGAAGAACAGCGGGCCAUCUUUGCUCAAAAAUGUUGUGUCAAAUGAGUAAUUAGCAGUGAUUCGUCAACGAAUGGGUUCUUUUAGUUAAAAAAAAAUAGCCGUGUCACAGUCACACCUUGAUAAAUAGUUUUUGAAUCCUUUAUAAAGAAGUCUGUUACACUCAAGUACAUUUCCUAAGGUCAAUAGGGACGAGAGUGUCUCUUUAGCACUGCAUGUCUCGCUUGUGUGCACUAGAACUACGGAUUCCAUCAAUAUCGACGAUCGUGCGUAUAUUAUUAUAUCUCAGAAAAACGAGUACUCAGAGAGUAAAAUGGCGACUUUCUCAGGUCUUUGUAAGGUCUUCAGCUGUUUCGACCUUUGUAUCUUCUAAGGAAGAGAUUCUAAUUUGUCACAUAAGCUAAACCACCAUAACCAGUUACUGAUGACCAAAUUUGGAAGAAUUUUGUGUUUAACGAGGAAAUGACGUCAAAAAUGCAGCGUUGUCACGGGUUAAGGCACCGUUAACUGAGAAGACCUAGGAACGAGGUUCAGUUGUUUUGAUUGUGAACUUGAAACAUGGCGGACAUUUCACUCUUUUCAAGGGUAAGAACUAGGCGAAAAAAUAGCUAAAAACGUGGCAAGAACAGCAAGAAGACAACUCGAAGGACGACGUCUGCUAUUUGGAGGCUAUCUGCGGAGCUAGACAAACCUAAACGUACACUAUCGAAGAUGAACUUAACAUCCAUGGAUCGAUGGAGGUAAGCAUGUUUUAUCCAUGUUUUUAAACUAGGAAGAGAUUCUAAUUUGUCACAUAAGCUAAAAGAAGGAUGAGAGGCAGCCCGGUUCAGUUUAGAUUUAGCGAGAAUACUGUUCUUCCGACUAUGAAAUUUGAGUUACUCUGUUUGCAAAAUAGAAUUGCAGAGCGAAGCUAGUUCUCAAAGGGACACAGUCAGCUGAUGCAGAUGCGCAUUAGAUGCCAUUUGUUAGCUGAUUUGCAUGCUAGAAGACGCGCAUGAAACAGAAUUUGGAAGCGUAUCCAGAAUACUCUAAGCAAACCUUGUAGCGUUGAACUAGUUACAAGCCGAAAUCGUGAUUAUAGACCCUAAGUCAUAUCAGAGCACUCGGCAUUUUUAUAUAUAUAUACCAUUGAGAAUUUACCGAUGGAUUUGUCCAGACAUCGACGAAUACUUUCGAACAUUAGUAGAGGUGAGAAAUUACGCGAAGUCUGAAUCAUUGUCGAAGGGUCAAGGCCGAGAAAGAUUGAUUUUCCACGUACACGUAACUACUUACAUCGAUUUUCCAAAUAUAUAAAAUGAUUAUUUGCUCGCCAGUGUAUUUGAUUCAUUUCUCUUGUUAUUUUGUUAAACGAAGGCGAUUCCUCUAGAGGUAUCCGACGCGUACAUUUAAUUUCAGGUUGAGAUAAACGCUUUUCAAACUUGCAAAACUAGUGUCCAGGUCAGCGCGGUCCCAUAGCUGACUGUGUCUCUUUAAAUCGAUUUUCAAGUAAAGCAAACUAAAGUAACGAACCAUUUAAAUGGAAUAUUUUGUUCGAAAUUGCGUUUUAUAUCGAUCAAUGCAGAAUAAACAUAGUUACCCAGAGCAUGAAAUGAAAUAUUUUUUUAAGGUAUUGGCUAAGGAACCAAAAAAGUGGUGGCCAUAUGAACACACCCGUUUUUUCAAGUACCCACGCUGGAAUUCGGGCACGGUGCCGGUGCCCGAGUUCAAGGACGAGCUCGGGUACAAAUUAGGCACCGGUAAAAAUUGUAACUUGACAUUUCUUUACCCACGGAGCAUUUAGGAGUUCUCAAGAAGUCGUCGAAAAGUGUCCGUGCGUUCCAGAUCGAAAUGGAAUUUGGAAAUGUAUAUUUUUGAGGAGAGGGAAAACCGAAAUACACGAAGAAAACCCUCUCGGAGCAAGGACGAGAACCAACAACAAACUCAACCCACAUACAUGUAUGGCGUCACGCCAGGAUUCGAACCCAGACCACAUUGGUGGGCCGGGAGGCGAGUGCUCUCACCACUGCGCCACUCCGCAUUUUUGUUAGUUCUGGAGCAGUCCACUGCUUUAUAGCCGCUGCGAAGCUAAAGUUUCAAACUGGCCACUGAGCAAGGAAUGGUUGUCAGAGAAAACCGGGCAAAAUGUUAAAAAUGUCAACGGAAGGGGAUCCACAGAAUAAGUUCAUACCAACAUCAUAGAUAAGUCUGGUGGAGUAAUGGACAAAUAUACCAAACAUAGGUUCUUCACUGCCCUUGUAUUAGAGAUACGAGCAUCAGUUUAUUCGACCCCCUCAGACGCCAUUCUUAUAAGCAAAUUUUCACCAUUUUCUGAAACUCACAGAAUCCGCAAAAUUUAACGAGCGAAGUUUAUUUUCUGCUUGCGAUACAACACAUCACAGAACUACUUUCUAAAGGCAUAAGAUUUGUUAAGUAGCCACGGACAAGCCUAAAAUUUUCUUAUUUUAUCUGGCCUAAACUCAGUGUCUGCAAACGAGCAAAAAAUCGGGCAUUUUUGAAUUGAUUUACAGUGCACAACUAAAACGACAGAACAACUCCGACAGCCAAAUUGCAGUCUACUAUCAUCCAUGUAACCAAAACACUAAUAAUCAUUUUGGGCCAUUGAAACAGGAAGAAAUUAGAAAACUCACAUUUGUUAUAGUUCCAAGCUCUUCAUGGAAACAGACCGAUCCCUUCGAUCGUGUUUGUUUUAAGUCCUCUUCGUGAAUUUUCUUUCAUAUUUCGCUGUAAAGUAUGUUCAACAGCUGGAGGAAAUAUCAAAUUACAUCUGUAACUCUCUAAUUCCUGUGGAUUUCAUGGAAAUCCAUGGAGAUCAAUGGAAUUGGAUGCAGUAGUUUCCAUGGAAUUUCUUGGAACUUUUCCAUUAAAAUUGAUGUCGUUAUUCCCCAUGGAAUGCCAUGGAAAUUUUUUCCACGGAAAUCGAUGGAAUUCCAUGGAGGUAUUUCUUACGGUAUGUUAUACCAAGUUAUUUAAAAGGGCUAUGUCACGCUAUUUUCUACCUUUUUAAAAAGCUAAAGCGUGUUUUCGAAUCAAUUGAAUUCCAAGAAUAAGACUAUAUUUAGGCAUUAAAACCGUUUCCUGUCGUCUGUUAAUAUGGAUGGCAAGGAUGAUUGAAAAUUGAAAAAAUGGCCAGCCUUUUCAAUGCAAAAAAUUACAAGAAAAUAAGCACGUAAUAUUCCUAAAAACAGCAAUAUCCUCGAAACAAACCCCCUUUAACACCAGGAUAAAUUGACUACUAUAUGAUUAAAACGCCCGAUCACUGUUGUGGGAAGUCAAAUCUCUUUCUUUUUUCCACAAGCUUGACGUGGCGAGUGUUUCACCUUUUCCAAAACGAAACGUGUUAUUAUUCUCUUGUCUUAAAGCGUCAGCGUGUCCAAAUAUGGAAAUCCUGACAGGGACUUCAGGCAUCAUCACAAGUCCUUCUUACCCGGGGAAUUAUGGUAAUAAUCAAAAUUGCGGCUGGAAAAUCAUGGCAAGUACAGGAAAUCGCGUCAAGUUGGUCAUUCAAGACAUGGACAUAGAAAGUGGGAUUAACUGUCGGUACGACUAUGUACAAAUUCAAAAUGCUGUCAUAUAUGGUAGUGGUGUGCUUCCUGGGCGUUUAUGUGGUUCACUCACCAGCAAUUCGACUUUUUCUUCUUACAACGAAACCUUGAUUGUACGUUUUGUUACUGAUGGUUCUAUAAUAGCCCGUGGAUUUAAAGCAAGAUACACUGUUAUUCCUCAUGGUAAGUAGGAAGAAUUAUGUUUUGCAGUGCUUUGCGCUUUAUCCAGUAUAGUAUGUUGCGCGAUAUCUCGGCACAAUCGCUCGUAAACACUAGAAAUUUUUGUUUGAGCAUAGACGAUUUCUGAAUUUUGUCCUCAAGGAUAGUCCUUUACAUUUCUCUUGAAAGGUUUCCACUUUGCUCAAUUAAGCAUAUUUAAAAUCAGAGGCAUAGCCAGCCAUUUUUCCCAUUUAAGCCCGAUUUGUAGAGGUCCUGAGAAAGCGAGCGAGGAGAGAUUCAUUCAUUCAGUCAGUCGUUUGUUCGUUCGUUCGUUCGUCCCUCCCCCUCUCCCUCCCUCCCUCCCUCCAUCCAUCCAUUCAUUUAGAGAGUUGUAAAACUUUGGAACUUGAAUGUAAACGGUGCUGGUAUUGGUUGUGCAUUGCGAUAAAAAAAAAGAUUGAGCAGACGUAGUAUUAUGUAUUUGGUUGUUCAUUGAGAAAGCUUUAUUGAAUUUUGAAAAGAGUGAAAACAUAAAAAGGCCUAAUUAAAACAAGUGGAUUUCUUGACAUUUUAAGAGCUUUUGUUCUUUUAAGAUCGGGUUAGUAUGGGCUUCGUACCUAGAUUUUCUUACUUACUGCCUAUGAUGUGUUGAGGACUUAGUAGAAAGCCAACUUAUGGCGACUAUAUACAAAUUCAAAGUGCUGUCAUAUAUGGUAGUGGUGUGCUUCCUGGGCGUUUAUGUGGUUCACUCACCAGCAUUUCGACUUUUUCUUCUUACAACGAAACCUUGAUUGUACGUUUUGUUACUGAUGGUUCUGUAACAGCCCAUGGAUUUAAAGCAAGCUACACUGUUAUUCCUCAUGGUAAGUAGGAAGAAUUAUGUUUUGCAGUGCUUUGCGCUUUAUCCAGCAUAGUAUUUUGCGCGAUAUCUCGGCACAAUCGCUUGUAAACACUAGAAAUUUUUGUUUGAGCAUAGACGAUUUCUGAAUUUUGUCCUCAAAGAUAGUCCUUUAGAUUUCUCUUGAAAGGUUUCCACUUUGCUCAAUAUUCAACUGUAAAAAAAUAUGUACAGAAUUAUUUUUUACAGAAAUAUUUGAAGUAAGAAUUAAGCACUAUAUAACAUUAAGAAUUAUAUAAAUCAUAAAAAGAGCAAUCACUGUGUCAAUAGCGAUUUCGCAAAUACAUUCCUUGCGGCUCAGAUGCGGUCAAUAACUCUUGCAGACAGUCCAGAGUUUUAAAUUAAGUCAUUACAAAUCCGUCCCUGAUAUUAAAGAGAAAAGAAGUUAAAAAGAAUAAAAUCUCGUAUUCCUAAAUUCCUAAUUCUUUAAAAAAUUAUUAUUAUUAUUAUUAUUAUUAUUAUCAGUAUUAUUAUUAUUACCAGUUAGAUAAGUAUCUACCAUAAUAAGUUCUAUUAACUUGUGCUUGUGGCGAGACUCUAUCUUUAUUCCGUGAGCUCCCAUAUUUUGGUUUUGGAUUAUAGUCAAUAUAAUAGUUGUUUUCCUUCAUUUGUCGGCUAAAAAGUACCUAGAAAAACUCUCUAGCAUUUAUGACCUUAAUCUUUUCAGGCUAAACGUACUUCAAGAUCCUAAUCCGGGUGAUAGUCUCUAUAAUCAUCGUAUACAUAGUCGCUACUAUUCCCCAUAUAGUUCUACAAUUUAAAAGUGAACUUCCCAGUCGUUUGAUUGUUUCGCGCUUCUCUCUUCUACAUAAUAACAUCGAGAGUCUUAUGCAUCAGUCAGUUCCCAACGGGUAACGCAAAAUUUGCAAAUGCCCCACCCCCGGGACUGACAAGGUGGACAAAUGCCCCCAUUAGCCCGGGGUUGGGGGGGAGGGGGGACUGGGCGCAGCUGGAAUUGGCUGAUCCAUUAAGCGAAACCUUGAAAACUUUCAAGUUCAUCUAUUAGACGAGUUGAAUUUUGAAUUUAGCAUUAUAGGAGUUUCAGAAACUAAAAUAAUCAGCGGCAAAGAAAUGGAUUUUAAUCCAAGCAUACCUGCAUAUGUUUUCGAAUAUGUUCCCGACACCUCUAGCCUCUCACAUUGACAAUUUUAUUGUCUAAAAAGCCUCCUCUUGAUAAAACAACAUCAUCAAACGAAAAAACCGAUGUCUCUUUUACAGAAAAGUAGGCGCCAAAGGUAACUGAUGCAGAUGUUUCGACCAUAGUAAAAUGACACUUUUAUCGUCUAAAAAGACUCAUUUUGAGAAAACAACAUCAUCAGACAACAAAGCCUUGGUCUCUUUUGCAGAAAAAAAAAGGCUCGAAAGAAAAUUUUGAAUAUUUAACCAGAAUCAUUUGUUAACCUCUUUGGAAAAAUGCAAAUUUUUCGACUAUAGUAAAAUGACAUUUAUGUCGUCAAAAAAGCCUCCUUUUAGGAAAACAACAUCAUGAGAUCUCUAAUACAGAAAAGUAGGCUGGAAAGAGUCAUUUGGAAUUUUUGACCAGAAUCAUGGGUUAACCCCUUUGGAAAAAGGCAAAUUUUUUGGCUAUAGUAAAAUGAAAGGUGUUGGCUUGUAUGUUAAAGAUUCCUGAAAUAUAAGAGGUUUCUGAUGAAGCCUUCCAGUCACUUUGGAUCGAAAUCGAAACGUCUGUAUGAAGCUAAAAGUUGACAAUAAAUUACAAACGAGAAGUGGAUGUACUCGGCGUAGUUCAUGAUGGAGGCCAUUACACUUUCAUCCCUUUUAUACUUUUCUUAUGCUGUCGUUGUUGUUGUUGUUGUUUUUAAAUAAAACAGGAAGGAACCCCAGAUCAAAGCAAUAACAUUCAGGGGCGGAUCCAGGAUUUUUUUUAGGAGGGGGUGCACUCGUCUUUUGCUCUACUUCAACACCAAUAAACCACUCACAUAGUUUUUUUUUAUUUUUUUAUUAUUUUUAUUUUUUUUUUUUAUGCAGAAUACCAGUUGUAUUAGAAAACCGCAGGUCAUCUCGGGGGGGGGUGCGCACCCCCUGCACCCUCCCCCUAGAUCCGCCCCUGACAUUGUUCUGUGAGUCUGUACCUUCUACGUUAAGAAUAAUAACACGAUACUAUAAUUCGUCAUCCUUUUUUUCAUAAACUAAGUUUGAGGUAGUGUACUUUAUAUAUAUAUAUACUUGUACUCUGGGUAGAACGUAUUCCGUAGAGCGCUCAAUUCAUUUAAUUGAAGAGCAUUGACUAUUAAUAAUCACAGGAGUUCAGGCUUCAGGAGUAAUCAUUGAUCGUUUAUUGCGACAGUGCUGUUUCGUAUGGUCCGAAAUUGUAGGACCACACUCAUCAGGCAACUUCAACGAUUGACCGUUAAAAUUAAAAGCUGGCAGUAAAUAUAGGGAUGCGUUAAGAGAUAGUAUCUAGGUAACAGAUGGAUUGUGUCUUAGUUACGUUACUCUAGAGUUCUGAAGUACAUAUCUGUUUCUGUGGGGGCAUGAACUCGCUAGUUCGUUUCGCCUGUUUAGGCUACAAAGCUCUUUUUUACAAAUGAUGAUAAACUUUUCAUAAAGACAAAUGAUUACAUUUUUUGCUAAUGUUGCUAUAGGCUUUACAUUUCUUUAAAACUUUCCAUUUUAUCUGGAAAGGUUUGUUAGAGUCUUGUAAAGUCCAAAUAUAUUUUGAUAGUUCCGUUUUUUAUAUAUAUAUAUAUAUAUAUACAUAUUUUCUAGGUUGUGUACUUGAUCCAGUGGAUGUGUCGAAAAGUAGCGUCAUUUCUGAUCGAAGGUUUUUAGCUUCGUCAUCUCUUAGCGGCCGCAGUCCAUCUGAUGGCCGAUUAAAUGGAUCCAAUUCCUGGAUUCCUGCCACAAACAAUGACAACAAUGAUUUCCUCCAGAUCGAUCUGGGGUCUCUUUACUUUGUUUGUGGAGUAGAAACACAAGGGAAUCCAAAUAAUGAUUAUUGGACAAAAACAUACAAGAUAAAGACGUCCCUUGAUAAUGACGUGUGGACAUUCUACUCUGAGGGUGGCUCCGAAAAGGUACAUCUUUUUUCGCCCUAGGUGAAGUAAUAGCGAUAAUUUUUACCCUAGGUGAAGUAAUAGCGAAGUUAUAGUCUUGGAGACACUAAGUAAUGAAGGAUUGUGUUUACCUCUUAGCUUUGAGAAACCAGGAUUUCACAUGCCGAAGUUGCUUUCGUCCCCUUUCUCUCCCUUCCAUUCGCUUUCCUUUCUCUUCUCCCAUCUUCACUGUCUCUAGUUGCCCCCUUCUUUUCUUCCUGCCUCCUGCCUUGCUUUCUUUUUCCCCUCAUUGCUACAGCCUUCCGUCCUUGGUCUCUCAUUGUUUACAUAGGAAACGUUAGGGAAAUAAGUAGUAAAAUGUAAACGAAACUGACAUAGACGUGGUUUUCCUUUUAAUAUAUUUUGCCUAUACUGCCGGCGGGAGUCAUCGUCAACGUAGUUGCAAUCCUCAUAAAUAUCUUUUGUUUAUUUUUUUUUCUGCUAUUAACCGUGAGCGGAUAGGGUGAGACGUAAGAUAUGUUAAAAAGGCACCAGACGAAUUUUCGACCGGUUGAAAAAUUUGACCGGACAAGGAACCGUUCAACAUUUUCGCUUUCUUGACACUGAACUAACGAACCAGUUUGAGAAUGUUAUUUUUAUUAUUAUUUUUUAGUUGUUUUUCCAUCUACCCAUGCGCACAACACUACUUCAUCUGAAAUCCAGUAUGGCGUCUCCCAGCCGAGUUACCACGCAUCCAUGCGACCACGCCCUUGCUAGACACAAAUUUAGAUGGUUAUGGUGUUCACACCUCUUGAUUUUUCUCAUUUCAAAUGUUUGAACGGUUAGGCGUUCAAAUUUUCGUACGGUUAGCGUGUUUCCGUGCGAAUGAAACACCUAAACGCACGAAUUUGUCUUUCAUCAGCAUUUUAUAGAAAUUUUUGUUUAUUUGCUUUUAGAUAUUUACUGGAAAUGAUGACAAGAACAGCAUUGUAAGAAGUGAACUAUAUGAGCCACUUGCUGCCAAGUUUAUUCGUUUUUAUCCAGUUACAUUUCACAACAGGAAAGCAUUAAGGGUGGAGGUAUAUGGAUCUAAGCAAGGUGGGUCUCUUACUACAUACCCAAUACAUGCAGUUCAAAAGACAACCACAGCAUUUCUCAGUUAUUUUAAGACCUUGUGCAUUGAUCCGGCCCCGGGAAUCGAACCCGCGACUUCCUGCUCUGCUGUCGAACGCUCUACCGACUGAGCUAACCCUGCCGCUGAAUUCUGGUUUGUACAUACAGUGCAAGGAAACUGACUCAGUGACCACUUAGUUCAGUGCUCAGUUUUAAUACGGAGGUUAAGCAUGCAACCACGACGGCGACGGCAUCAAAAAACCUCACUUGUAAAAGCAUAGGUGCUCUUUCAAACUUCAUCGCUUUUGUUUCAUCACGCUAAAUUUGUCAAAUGUUAGAGAAUUUUUCUGGAGUUGAGUUCUAAGGGUCUGUAUCUCAGUUUAAAAAAAAAAAGAAAGGAAAAUCGUUGUCUUGUGUUCACAAUCUCAAUGAAACGUAAAAUUAAGAAGUUUCACGUCGUUGUCGUGCAGUGACGGCAAAGAAACAAAAAUAGAGAGAUUAAGAUUCACGUUUACGGCAUACGGCAAACGGCAAACGUCAGUUGAAAAUUUCUCAGAAUAGAAAAUAAGCAGAUAAAAACAGUCCAGAACGAUUCUUGUGGACAAAACUGGCAUAAAACUACUUAUUUUUGUGUAGAAGCAAUAAACAGUAAACGAAAAAUAAGGGGAAAACUUGGUCACGUGGUACAAAUUCACGUUUGCCGUUUGGCGUUAACGUGAAUCUUAAUACGCGCAAAGUUGUUGUAAGUUUUGCUUAUCGGAGGCCCCGUUCACGCGUAUCAGUUUUUGUUUGAAAACGGAUAUUUUUUCUCCGGUUGAGCCUACCUUCCACACUCACUAAUGCACUGAAAUUGAUCACCGAAAACGCACCUUUUCAAAAACGCUCUCUCGAGUCUAGAUUUUUUUAAAACGUCGGCUUUUCUUUUACGUGUGGACGGACGAAAACGGUUUCGGAUCUCGGAAUACGAUGAUGUCAUUUAUCAUAUACUUCUAGCAUAACGCAUGCUCAAUAAUAAAGCUAUGGUAUUUGCAUCGUUUUAGCCGUUUUCGUGUGGACGGGUGACUACGAUUCGAAUAUGCUACGUGUGGUUGCGUAUUUGUUUGAAAAUGGAGGUAAAAAUCUCCGUAAUAAAAAAUAUCCGAAUAUUACUGCCUGACCAAUCUUUGUACAUCUAUGCUUAUUUCACGUUUUCUUGUUUCCUCUCUGUUUAGUUUUCUCCUUUACUUUAGAAAAAGAGUGCUUACAAUAAUUGGAUUUAAUAUACUGAUUUUGUCCCACCUCGUUUGUUUCCUUCUUUGUCAUUGUAACUAAUAUGGAACGAAUGGAAAUUUAAAAAAGAGUUAAAAAACUCAUUAUAAUUCAUAAAGAAAAAACAAAAGAAAUUUUAAAAGUUUAAUGAGUGACUUUACAGGGACACCCAAUGAUUGUUUUCUGUGAAAUCUGUUCGGAGAAGCAAAAAUUGCCCAGAAUUUUUUAGAUGACCUUUCCUUUCAUGCACAAUUUUCGAAGCUUAUCUAAUAAAUUCCCUUCGAUUUUAUGUAUUUCACUCCCCAGGUUAAGCCUUGUUUUAGAACAGGAGGGAAAGUUAAACCUAAAAUUUUUGGAACCAAAAAUGCGAUGCACAGACAAAUUCUCAAUUUGUAAAACUCUAAAUUGCAGCUAAAAUGUUCGGAAAAAUAAUGCUGAAGCCCUUGUAAUUUCGAAAAGAGUCAAGCUGCCCUAGGAUGAACGAACAGAUAAAAAUUUUUAGCUCUACUUGAAAUACAUUUCCAGAGAUCUAAAAGUACUCUGAAUAUCCUAAAAAGUGUUGUCAAUGCAUUUAGGACGAAACCGUUGUUGGGUGCCCCUGUCUAUAUAUCUGAUAAAGACAUGGCUAAACUUUACGUCCAAUUUUGUAGACCAAAAUCGACCCCAAAUCUAAAUAUCAGUGUAAGAAUGAGUUGAUCUAUAUCAGAGAUUUUGAAGUCGUUCAAAAACUCGCAGUCUGUAUUAUCAGGUUUAAAACCAGAUAAUCGAAACUGCUCCUUUUUAAAUACUACAUAAAAAUUCUUAAUAAACAUGCCAUAUUUCUUGAUGUUUUUACAGGUUGCUUUGAAUCGUUUAAGAAUGAACGAUUUCAAACGACCAGGGAAUUCACAAUUACAGCAUCCUCAGAACUUAGUAGUUAUCGAGCUGAUUAUAGUCGCCUUUAUGGUAUUCGUGGUUGGUGUAGCUCUUCAGUAUCCCUACCUCAGUACCUGCAGGCUGAUUUCAAUAAAAUUGUAACAGUCACAGGCGUGGCCACUCAGGGAGAUGCUCAAAGGAACAACCGGGUGACAAGCUAUUUAAUCCGCUAUGGAUAUGAUGGUAAAACAUGGAUUAGCUACGGAGCUGGACAGGUAAAUUUGCAGCAGGUAUUCAUAUAUGUCUGGAUUUGCUUAAAGGGACCUCCAGGAGUUUUUCCCCGACAUUUUCAUUUCGGGAUCGUUUACUUUACUUUUUUUCUUUGUUAUAACAAUUUGAGUACACAAAUCCUCUAACAAGCUGCAGUAGGCAUAAAAUCAGGCUCAUCCUCGGUGUAAAAACCUUUGAAACUCACGAGUGACGUAAAACAAUGAAUACAAAGAGCCACUGAGGAGCCAACACAAUCGUGCCAAGGAAAAUAAUAACUAGAAAACCAAAGAAAAACUUCACAGCUUUUUACACCAAGGUAAACCCUAAAACCAUGACUUUAUAAUGCUGUUUACAUCUUUCUUCACUCCCCCCCCCCUCCCCCCGGCCCUUCACGACCACCACUCGGCUGCGAUCAUUUCCCAUAAUUGUUAUGUCCAUGUGAUGAAACAAUCCUAUUUGAAAUCAGCGUACGCGAUAGAAGUUGUUUUCUCUUCGCACGUUACUUGUAACACUAAAAAUGUGAUCUACAUGGUUCAAUGUAACCGUUGUAAUUUACAAUAUAUAUGUGAAACUAAGAGACGUCUCACGGAACACUUUCUACCACUCUAACCAUUCUCAUACUGACAUGCAGUUAACCCAGAGAGUCGCAUUUGAUAGAUAACGCCAUGACUCUUGAACCUCAUGGCCUAAACCGCCGUGACGAAUUAUUGUAAUCCAUAUCCUUAGUAUUUUUAUGUUGUACGUCAUUUCUGCCUUUCCCUUUUAUUGCGACAUUCUCCAUGCAUCUAUAUAAUAUUGUGAUUGCUACAUAAGUUCAGUAACAUCUGUAAACCUGAAGAAGGCUGGUAUGGCCAGCCGAAAUAUUGUUUAAAAAAACAAUACACGUUGUUUUAAAUCAGCUUUGCAGUAGUGUCAGUAGUCUUUGGACUUCUCGUUCUUGAUUAAGCCUUAUGACGGAACAAGUCUCACGAUUGGCAAUCGUCCAAUUGCCGCCGUCCAGUCUGUUACCAUAUUUUGUCUCAUUUUGGCUACAUUGGUGAAAAACUGACCUCGGGCCCGAGACAGAAAAUUAUCAUAUUGCGAACUUUGUUGUAAGCGGUGACGAGUCUCUGGCUUCAAAACCUAGGUUGUAGGAGUUGAACAAUGCACCAAUGUUUAUUCCUACAUUGUCCUAUUACAACCUGUACUUUGACGCUCCUUAAUGAACCUAUUUGUACAGUAACUGUGCAUGUGUGUGACUAUCUAACGCACUAAAUAUUCGAAGCAAAUACAGAUUCAUUCAUAUCUAUAACUCUUUUACACUUUCGAGUAGACUUCAAGCGAGUGAAACAAAAUCACACAACCUUUUAACUAAUGAACGUUUAAACCUUUUGUCGGACAUAAUGAGUAGACAGAUCAAACAGAGAAGAUUAUUACUUUAAAGCUGAAGAUUUACUUACUGCUUAAUGUAUCCCUGACAACUUUUCUUGUUUGUCCGUUAAUUAUCGGAACUUCAGUCGAGGAACGGGCCCCUGAACGGACAUUUGCAACCCCAGUUAGGGUGACUCGUCCCCAGUCACGAGAAGCGUGUUCGAAGGGAGCGCGAGGGGUGACGGGAAGGAAAAGCAAAAAAAUUCUUCCUUCCCAUCACCUCUAGCGCCCCCCUUCAGUCGAUCUGGGAAUACACCACACAGAUUGUGGUCUCCUGUAAAUAAAAUUAUUUAUAUACCUCCACUUACUUUGUUCUUGAUCUACCACUCAGCAUUUGACUGGAAACAGCGACAGAAGUACCAUUGUUGUCCACUGGUUUGCUCCCCCGUUUGCAGCGCAAUAUGUCAGAAUAUUUCCCAAAACAUAUACUGGUGCAAUAUGUAUGAGAAUGGACUUGUUUGGCUGUAAGGAUUGUAAGUAUAAUUUGUUAGAGGGGAUUCGUAAAAAAAUAAAUUAAUGGGAUACAUGUGCUGCCGUAUACAGCCAAUAAUUAAUAGUAAUAAUAAUUAAAAAUUUAUGACGCGCCUUUUCCAUGCAAAUAUGAUCAAAAGUGCGUUACAAUGCCCUGAAUGUUAAAAAAGAAAAUAAAAGCUCAAAUGUUCAUAGCAAUUUAAGGUAAAAAGUACAUUAAGCCUAAAUAUUGGAAUAAUCAAACGAGCUUAAUCUUGUCAUGCAAUCUUAGUAUCGCACGCAGCCGUUUUUGUCUCGUCACACAACUCUCCUCCCCAUCUUGCUUCUUCGGGUAACCAAUGGGAACAAGGAAUGUGCCUCAUCUUGCCCGCUAGCCACAAAAUAAGUACUUUAGUGCUGUUUGGUAUGAUGCAGCACUUUCUAGCCUGCGCAAAAUUAAAGGAGAUGGGAUUGAGACAUUUACUGGCAGGCUAACUGCUGUCGCAGAAAACGGCGGAAUCUGCAUUUAAGAGUAUAGUGUGUACCGUAAUGCAAACCUUUUUGCCAGUAAACAGUGUUUGUAUAGGUUAUCAUACAACUUCGAGUUCAAUUGUCAAUUUAUUUGCACGAGUGUGUUUUUCAAAAAAGUAUCAAACGGGCAAAAAUUCACCGGAUCAAAAUUCGUCCACAAAACAUCCCCACAAUGCAAUUCGAUCGACACAACACCUCAAUCCAGUCUCACUCGCAACCUCAAAGUGGCCAAUAAAGAUUUGCGGCACCUGAUUGGUUGUUAAACAAUUCUAUUGUUUCUUGGCCAGUCACAGUGGUUCAUUCUCUGAGAAUUGAAUUAUAUUCCCUCGUUUUUGCACUCUGUUUACUUAUAGGCUGUUCCCAGUCCCCUACUUUCCGUAAGUUCAUCGAGUUCGACCGCUUUACCUUACGGGCGGCCACCAUAUAUCUUGGAUUUGUAUCAAAUCUACUUUCUCGCCUCCCUCCCCCCGCAUAAUCCCCACACACGCUAAACCCCGGCUCGAUCUUGAAACUGCAUUACUGCUCUCAGUCAAUCAAAUUCAAUAAACCUAAUGGAGUGUAAAAUUGAGAUAUUGUAUUUGAUAAGUUUGUCUUGUCGUCUUUACAUUAAAUAUUUGCUUGUCUUUUUUAGACCAAGUUUCGUUGCCGUAUAGUUGGAGCAAAGAUGGAGCGGGGCUCUCUGACACAACCUCCUCUCUUACCAUACCAUACAACAAUGCCAGUAAUAUCUACAAUACCUCUUGUACAAGAAAGCUCCCUUCAGCCAGAGGAGUCCAGUGUAAUUCAACCUACCGAUGCUCUACAUCACUUUCUGGAAUACAAGGCAGUUAUCUGACCACUGCAAAUGUUAUAGUGUCCUUAAGUAAGCAACAAUUUGUGCGUACCUUGGUACGCCUUUUUGCUCGUUAUUGUGAUUCUCAAAAUUAAUUUAAUAUACGGGAUCACGCAGUUUUCAAUAACUAACAUAAUUUAAGUCCCUUAUAAGGACAAGAAAAUCAGAUUGCAUUCCAGCAAUACAUGACUGUAAACGGUAUUAGAUGAAUAAGGAAGUACUUUCUAAAAAAUACCUCAACCUUUAAAAUAACGUAUUCUAAGUGGGUAACGUAUUUUUAACGCGUUUGUUUAUUCGUUGAUUUUGUCACUUGUUCAACGGUUUAAGUGCUGGGUAUUAGAUAAACUUAUAAAUAAGGCUCAUUUUAAGAAAAAAACAGAGAAAACAGGCCAGCCAGUUGUUCAAGUUAAUCCAAGUGACGUUAAAGCAAGAUCAACAUUAGUCACAUGGCUGUAUAAUCCUGGAGCCGAUGAAGUGCCUGUAACUGCCUACAAUCUUGAGUAUCGAAAUAGUACUUCUACACUUGAUAUACAUUUGGGACUUGUAUUAAGUAAACGGAUUAUCAACCUCAAGCCAUACACAGCCUACAGUGUUAGGGUGUUAGCCAACAGUGUCUUAGGAAAGAGUCUGUGGAGUAAUUUCACGAAUUUCACAACAAAAAAUGCCAGUAAGUGAUGAUGCAAAUUAGAUGCAGUGCUAAGAAUAAAUUAUAAUUUGUAUAAUACGUUCUUGUUCCAAAACACUGACCACCGCAUCGUUUUAGCGACUCCACUCAAUCGGGUAAUGAAAUAUUAACUACUGGAGUUAUCAUCUUAUAUCUUUCCAUUAAAAUCUGAAAACCUGUGACACAGAAAGGAGUGUAUGCAAACUAAUUUGGCGUUUUUCCUUGCAGUAUAGGCGUCCGGUUAUAGGAUAGACUGAACUAUUCAGAUUGAGUAUCAAUCGAUCUAAACUUAAAUUGUACUUUUCCUUUUUAGGGCCUGAAGUCGAUGUCCCGAUCGUGAAUGUGACAAGCCAUAAUUCGCAAACAAUUCUUGUGAAAUGGCAGGUAAACAUCAGAUUUAUUUUAACAAAAACUCCUUCGAGUCCACAAGUACUUCGUUUCUCAGGGGGGUUGCCUAUUAUUUCCAUGCUUCGACCAAAGACUAUUACCCUGUCGCUAUUGAGGUGCGCUGAUCUUUCCCUCGCCCCUUCCCUCUCCCAGCCCCCACCCCUGCCCCCGCCUCAAUCCUCUGUUACCCCGAAACUCAUAACUCGUAAAAUUAAUGGUGACUGUGUAGGAGUCUGGUUUCCUCAGACAGAAAAACCUGUGAAACCAAUGCCAUCUUUUUUUUCAUUUAAUAUGUUCACGGCUUUGUGUAAACAAAGGAAAAAAAAUUUAGGCUUGAAAUUGUCUGCAUCAACCCCGCAAAUUUAUCAUUUUGAGUGGAUUUUACUGUUAAAAGGUUUGAAAAUAAACAUAGGUAUUGGGGAGGAGACUGGUUAUUAAAGCCGGCGAACAUCAGUUUUGGGCUGCAGUUUAUGAAGUGAGGUCCAUUACAUGCACAAUCCAUUGUUUUUUGUUCAUAAAUUGUGACUGAGUGAAUUAAUGCGGAUUGAUAGAAAUGAUAUUGAACGUUAUGCACCGUCAAGCCCCCCAAAAAGCUAACAAAAACAUAUUAAAAAAACUUUGACAGGCUUCAUAUACUCCACUUAAUUAACUAUGGUAUAAAGUAUAUAAAGUAUGUUUGCAAUAACUGUAGAUUCACAAGUAUGUCAAAAAGAACGAAGGAUGAACAAUUAAAAAAAAAAAACAUUAACAGCAACAUAUUACACGGAGGAGGGUUUUCUUUUUAGAUAUUUACCGCAACCCGCGGCGGUCCCGUGGUCUCCUAAUUCUGGUCUCGCAGUUAUGACAGUAGUGAGUUGAAAACAAAUGUCAGGAGAUAACCAUGGGUAUGUCCGUAUGAGCAUGCAAGGCAGUUAAAUGGGAGGAGAGGUUACUUCAGGAUGUAUUACUUGAACACUAAUUUAGUCAUGUUCAUGUCCAAGACACCAUGCUCCACCAGUUUAAACGGACCCUUUAGAGGGUACAGCAUUGAAUACAAGGAAGAAGGGAAACCUUCAUGGACAACAGUCAAUGUUGGUGACUCAUCAACCGAUAAGACUUUACAGAGCCUGAAGAAGUGGACAGUAUAUUUCAUUAGAAUCGCAGUUAGUAAUGGCGACUUUCUUGGUCCACCAGGUCCUGAAAAGCAAGUUCGGACGCUAGAAGAUGGUUUGUACACUCCUUAACUUAAGCUUGUUUUCUACACGUUUCUGUUUCUUUUGGCCCCUUGAUCACUUCCAAAACAAAAAAUAACUAACAAAAAAAUCUAACGAAAGGGGUGCAAUUGACUUUCACCUCAGACUCUCUUCUUAUAUUUAGCUCCCAGCAAACCGCAGAAGCUAGUCAUCAGCUUCCAAGAGCCAAGUGAAAUUACAAUGCCUAGAAUGACGGUCCAGUGGCAACAACCUGCUGAACAAAAUGGUAUUAUAAGGAAAUAUCGAUUGGUUUUGAACUAUACCAUUGAUGGAAGACAAACUACCAUUACAAGUGAAACAAAUAAUCAGACCUUUAGCCACAGUUUAGAUGUUUUCGGUGGAAUACAGUACAGUGUUGAAAUUUGGGCAGAAACUGUUAAACCCGGGCCAAGGCUAACUGGAGCUAAACAAGUACCAGAAUACAGUGAGUAUUUGCUUUUCAGUUUCCUGCCCUCAGUGCUGUUGUAUCAGCGGCCCUUUGAAUAGAUGAUUUGUGUAAACGGAAUUCGUAUACAGCUCUGAGCUGCGAGUCCUAGAAAUAAAAGAAAGAUACUUCUCUUACUUAAAAUGCCCUAUAACGCCUACAAGGAGAGGAAAAAAGUGGAAGAUUCCCAAGUCCAUAUUUUGAAUUACUUCUGCCAAUGAGCAUCGUGGUCAGGGAAAUUUAUGGUGUGUAUUAAAUAAUUAUAUGGUUAAAUUUUUCAACCUAUAAUUCAAUAAAUAGUGCCAUUUUACAAUUUUUCGGUUAUCACAAGUUUGCAUUCUCAUCAGUUGCUUUUUUUAAAAUUCUUUUUGCAGAACCAAGCGCGUCGCCUCAAAACAUAACCUCUAAAAAAAUAAACAAAACAACUUACAGAAUAAGUUGGAAUCCUCUUUCCAGAGACAAAAGCAAUGGUAGAGUGAUCGCUUAUGAAGUGAAUCAGACGAGGCUUUCUACUUCACGUAAUGCAAGACCCGUAUGCACUCCGUCAGUUCUACAAAACGCAACAGAUGCAUUUAUUGUUUUAACUGGUCUUUCAUCUUGUUCCGUUUACAAAGUUGAAGUACGUGCCUACACUUCUGCUGGCCUAGGAGUCUUUGGUAGACUUACUCGUAACAUCGCGUAUUCAGGUAUGUCGAUAUAGUCAGAUCUGCUUAAUACGAACACAAAAUCGGGACAGAGCCAAGCGUGCGCGUUAUAGAGAUUGCCCCUUUAUAGUCGGGCAGAUAGAGAUAGGUAAAGUUUUGCAUCGUUGAGAAGAACUGUCCAAAAAAGAGAGGCGUUAGGAUUACGUAUCUCCAAGGGAAAUUGAAUGGCUUCUACGACAGUUAGAACUACCAUUAAGCUAUCGAAGAAAACUUUCCGUUCCAAAGAAAGCACAUUACGCAGUUUUGAGUGAUGUUUCGAUAAUGUUCUUUGCCGGAAGGGCGAUGUAUUUGACUCGUUCUCAUAUACUGUAAGUGUAUCCAUCCCUUACAAUCAUUGCAAAUGAUCACUACCGAUUGUUGUAGUUCCUGGUGAACCAACUGACGUGAAGACGGAAAAUCCUGGUAAACGGAGCAUAACCUUGUGGUGGGGUAAACCGAAACUACACGGCGAUGAUGUAAGACGUUACAAGGUAACUUUCGAGUUUUUUUAUAAAGAAAAUUUAGAUUUUGUUUAUAAUGGAAGUGCACUUAGCUUAUCCAGCUGGUUUACAAGCACUUAAGUCAAAUAAUUUGAAACAAUAAUCUUAAUAGAACAUAACAGGAUUAAAAACCACAACUGGCAGGAAGCAAUCGUUUGGCUUUUUAGGCGCGAGAGACGUCCCUCGCUCUCGCGUGCCCUCUCGCGUAUUACUCGCGCGUGACUUCUUAAUAUAUCCGCUAAAAGAAGGGUAUGCUCGUAUGCUGUUGCAUACGUUUAUGGGCUAAGGGUGGAUUUUCUCUGUCGCGUAAUUUUUACGUGCAUACAUGCGUAAAAUUUGCGUUAGCAAAUAAAAGAGGGGCAAUGUAUGAGAGAUCGCGCGUAAAAGUAAAGUUGAACCCCGCUCAACUUCACGUUUAAUCAAAAAAUCUAAAAAUGACCUUUUACCAACUUUUUCACCUGAUUUGACAUGAAAUAGACAGAUUUGGUUGAUUUAUCCUGAAAGGGGAUUUUUUUCAAAAAGCUUGGUACUUUUCUUAACCCAUUCGCUCCUGGAGAUUUUGCCGAAAAACGCGUUUUGAAGAUACUCGAGUGGUUUUCUGGCCACUGUCCUGCUAUAAAGAGCUAAAACUUACCACAAACCGGUUUACAGGUCGUACACUUCACGGCCUUCUGAUCCAGAUGCAAAAUAUCAGCUUGCGAAGUUCGGGCAUGCGUAGAAAGCAAAAUUUUGGGGUUUAUAAGUGACACAGCAGUCUUGACUUUUAUUUUUCGCUUUCUCUCCUCCCCUCUUUUUUCGCUUUUCUUGGCUCAUUCUUUUUUCUCUUGCUGGGCAUUUAGUAGGCUUCAUUUUGGUGGGAAUAGUUUUUAGGAAAGCUUUUAGGAUCUUAGGAUUAGGUGAAAGGAAAGGUAGGUGAGCAAUGGAACAAGAUUUUCAUGGAGAUUUUCAGGUCAUGUUACAUGGUUUUUUUUUGCCUCUUUCUCCGGUGUCCUUGACUGAAUUGUGCUCAUUCUGGUAUGGUUUGAAAGAUCUCUUCACUCUGCACAACUAAACUGAUGACGUCACAAAGGGUAGAAAGGACGUGGAUCCGCACCGGGCGGUUACGGGCGGUUCAGGGGCGAAUGGGUUAGGCUUAACACGCGUAAGAGAGUAAGCAUCGUGUUUACUGCGAACAGCGAACGUGAUUUUGUACCACGUGACGAAGUUUUCCGUUUACUUAUUGUUUACUGUUCAUACAUGUACGAAAAUCGGUAGGUCCACGCCAAUUCGAUCCCUAACAAUUGUCUUAAGCUGUUUUUAUCAGCUCAUUUCUCAUUCUGAAAAUUUCUCAACUUGAAUAUCACGUUUGCCGUUUGCAGUAAAUGCGAUGCUUAAUCUUUCUAAUACCUUGUGUCCAUUUUAUUUACGCGAGUAAAAUUUACGCGACCGUGGCAAUCCACCGCAAGGAUCGCACUCAUUGGAAUCGUUCCCUAAGGUGCUCAUUAGUCAAAGCGUUUAAAUCUUACCUAGCGAAGGCGGCGUUCAAGCGAGUGAAUAAGGUAACUGUGAGACCGACUACACACUUCACCCCAGUCCUCUGACAUCAUAUACAAAGUAAAUAUGUAUACUGACACCAAACGUACUUUCGACCAGUUAAAAAUUAUCGCGUGUAGGUGUUCCGUACACACGAAGCCAGUUUAACAAUACGCUCAGUGGUUCAAAGUUCCGUGUGAACAGAGCGAAAAUUCGUCCAUUGCCAUAUCAACGUAACCUUAUAGACAACCAUAUAAUUACAUAACAGUUAUUUAUGCAUGCCGCAGAUAAUCUAUAAAGGCACAAAGGAUUAUUAUCCAGAAUUUAAACCGCAUACUGGAAUUCAAGAAACGGACUCUCCG
This is a messenger RNA of Porites lobata, 23224 nucleotides long. The record is from the annotation of a GenBank genome assembly. Lineage: Eukaryota; Metazoa; Cnidaria; Anthozoa; Scleractinia; Poritidae.